Molecule: messenger RNA, 1732 nt
Organism: Equus caballus (horse)
Lineage: Eukaryota; Metazoa; Chordata; Mammalia; Perissodactyla; Equidae
Source: RefSeq, a predicted model, not a curated record
AUGUUGGGCCUGCGGGGCGCGGCGGCCGCGAGCCGGCGCUGCGGCGGGAAGGAGCGGGGGCGCGCGGCCCUGUCCCUGCGACAACAGCGCCCCGAGCCGCCGCACCGCCCACUUCCGCCCGUCGCCGGCGCCUUCCCUUUUAUAAGCUCGCCGCCGCCGCGCGCCCGCGCGUCCUUCCGGCGCGAGCCGGCCGUCCCAGGACGCUUUGCGGCGCGGCGGCCCCGGCAGGCGGCGGGGUUGAUGGUGCGCCGCUGGGGAGGUGGGGGCGGGCCGCGAGUGCCCUUCCCGGGGCGCCCGGAGCCUCAGCGCAACCGCGCGUUCCUGCUGGGCUUUGUGACGCCGCGCGCCCCCGCCGCCUCCCUGCCCGCCCGGCCCCAGCGGCGCGGGCAGCGGAGGGGGCCGGCCACAGCCGUCGGCCGCGGCGCGCAUGCGCGCGGACCUGAUCCGCCGUGCGGGUGCGAGGUCUGCGCUUCCGCCCGAAGACGCUGCUGCCGAGCGGGGUCCGCAUCCACAAAAGCUCGCCUCCAUCUUUCGAUUGUCAGAAAGCAGUCUCUGAAUGCCCUAGAGGAAUGCUGAAGUGCCUCCCAGGAACCAUGGUCCAUAUGAGGCUAGAGGGAUGGACAGCCCAGGUUGGCAAAGGAGCCUACAGCUAGUUGGUACCAAGUCAUCAGGCCCCUGAGAUCCAGGCUGGGCCAGAUCAACAUGGAAGAGCCCUCAAGCUGUCCUGCAAUGACCAGUGUGCACUUGGGUGGGAGAUCAGACAGUGCACUCUCAGUGGAUCCCACAGGGAAGAAGACCCAGAAAGAAGCACUGAGACGAUGCUAGGAUGACACUUAAGCCUCUCCCCCUCCCACUGCCCACACUGGAAUCCUGACCAGAGGAGCACAGGGAAAUAAUCCUAAUCAACUGGGAAUUACCCACCACCACCCCCAAACUGAGUUUUAAGCCACAGGUGACUGCACUCUCUUAAUUUCACAAGAUUAAGUUUUCCAUUACAAAUGGAAGCACAUUCGUUAAAACUGCUGCUACAUUGUGUCUCUGAAGAAAUCCAAUAAAAAUUCCAGUGGCAAGCUGGCCUUUCUGCAGAAUGGCUUCCCCGUAGAGCAACCUGAAGGGGAUGGCCCCUCUUCCCGAAGGUGAUUACAGAAGCAAGCAGAGGAUUAAGGAAGCACUCGGUAUGAAGGUCUGCCUGUGGAGUACAGAGGUUUGUGCAGAGCAAAUGCUGUAGUCAAUGUCAUGGCUGAGGGUAUGGCUGGACUUGAAAAACAGUCCACGGUGAAGGGGAAACUUCAACACAAAACCAAAUAUGAGGUCCCAAGUCAGUCAAAUCAUAGUAGUGGUAAUGAUACCAGCCCUGAUAUCGGUUCCCCUACAUUAAACCCAGCAUAUAUGGGGUUAAAAUAAAAACACUCAUCCCCAUUCCCUGCUUACUCCUUGGCUUCCUGGCACCAGAAUCCACCAUCCCCUACAGAGGCAGAUAAUCAAGGACAGCCACCUGCAGAAUUCCUUAUCUCCUCCUCCAUGCAAGCAGCCUCACAAGGCCAAACGCAGGCUGGUGGCAAAGUGCUGACCUGCAAGGUCACAGACUCCCCUCUCCCUACAAGCAGCCACAUUCCUUACAACCUUUAAAACCCCUGGCCUCCCAUCUUUAGGGGAGACAAGAGGAAUAUGAGGGCUCACUCUCAUCUCCCGGCUGACGUCACCCAAAAUAAAAACUCUUUCCUUGCCAUAA